AAUAGCUGUCUGCAGAUGCAUUUGUGUGUUCCCGUGGACUCUGACACAUAAUAGUGAGAUGUGUAGGAUUAUUACAUUCAACGCAGAUUGUAAUUUUCUUUUCAAUUAUUAAAAUGUUUUUGUAGUGAUUCAACGACCCCUGACUUAUGACAACGAGUUCUUCGUUUUGGUAAAUUAUGAGGGAGAAGAGCGACAAAGUCUCCGUGAGCCGUGGAUUCACCUCUUUCCGCUGAGGAAGGCUUUCGGGCACCAACGUUCACGAAAAACGCAUCAAGGAACCACUGUUUGUUUUUCAGGCAGGAAAAGGGCUUAACGCGGCAAAAUGUCUCUCCCCAAUGUGCUGGCAAAAGCUCUGUAUGACAACGCUGCUGAGUCUCCAGAUGAACUAUCCUUCCGUAAGGGGGACAUCCUGACCGUGUUGGAACGCGACACACAAGGGCUUGAUGGCUGGUGGCUCUGUUCACUUCAUGGUCGCCAAGGCAUUGUCCCCGGGAACCGUCUUAAGGUCCUUGUUGGCAUGUAUGAUAAACACCAAGAACAUGGAAGUCCUUCCAUGAUAGUUCCAGCUUCGUCGUGUCCCACUUCCCAGAUGCAGCCAUCUCCCCACACACAGAGUGAAUGCACUCGACCUUCAUCAACUCAGUACACAGGGAUCCCCUCAAUUUACUCCACACCAAAUCCUGCACAGCCCAAAUCUGAUUCUGUCUACAUGAUUCCGCCUUUGAAUGUCCCCAAGCCAAACCCCCAAAUUCUGUACCACGUUCCCUCCUGUCCAAGUGGACCACCUCUUAAUGUCAAAUCAGAACUCACUAUUAGGGCCCCAGCGCUAGCACAAAGUCAGUGGGAGAGUUCUGGCCAAGAUGUCUACCAGGUGCCACCUUCAUUGAGUCUAGGGCUCAACCACAAAAAUCCUCAGGCUGCCUCCUUUGUCGGAAAGGAUGUGUACCAGGUGCCCUCCUCUCUGGAAAAGAGCACCUGGGAGGAAAGCAAGACACUUAGUAAGGGUGUUGCAGUAACUCAUGUGGGCCCAGUCUGUGCCUAUGACACAAUUAAGAAGGAUCAUGAUAAGUGUGAUGGUCCACCCAGACAUCAACUUUUAACCCAGCAGGACAUAUAUGAUGUGCCUCCUACCCGUGAAAAAUACAACACCCAGGUUUAUGAUUUCCCACCCACCGUAAGUAAAGAUGUACCUGGCACGCAUCUAAGAAAAGAAGAAACCUAUGAUGUGCCAUCCCAUUUAACGAAAAAGAAACCCCAAGCCUCCACUCCUUCUGACCAGUGCAUGUUAAGUAGUCUGAACGAAGACUGCAAACAGAAUCCAUUGCCUGAGGAUGUGUACGAUGUCCCGCCCCCUACAUUAACCCAAAAACUUGGACAAAGAGAUAAACUUAGCUUGUCAGAUCAGGACAUAUACAACUUUCCAGCUAGCGUGCACCAUGGAGGUCCACCUACCAUGGGUGUAUAUGACAUCCCGAGAGAGCUCGAGGAGCGAGGAGGGAGCGAAUGCACAAAUAUCUACGAUGUUCCUCCACAGGUUGUCCGUGACGCCCAGUUCCCAAGUGAGGAGCUCCAGUGGGCAUUCAAGCGACUCUCUGCCUCAAGCACAGGGAGCACGCUUAGCAACAACUCCGCUUCAUGCUUGGAUGUGCUCCCUGUCACUGACAAUGACUUUUUCUCACAUUCACCUGCGGCAAGCUUAUUUACUGGUAAACCCCUUCUUUUAGACCUGGACGCAGCCAUGGAGCGACUUGCCCGCCUUCAACAAGCUGUGGAGUUGAGUGUCUCUGUAAUGAUGUCAUUCAUCACAAACAACUGGCGAAGCCCAGAUAACUUGGUGGGGAAUCUUCCAGCCAUUUGCCAGGCUGGUGAUCGGGUUUGUGUUACUCUCCGAGACUUUCUAGAAUUUUCACGGGGUGCUGUAGCAAAUGCUGGCCAGGCCACAGACCAUUCCCUACAGACCAAAUUGGGCCGACAGGUGGGCAAAAUGGAGGAGGUCUUUCAGAGUUUGAUUAAGCAGACUCAGAGUUUAGAUGCCAUUUCUCGGUUACAUACAGAACUCGCCAAACUGCAACCAGGAGAUGUCUUAGAUCAACUAAUAAUGACAGUCCGUGGAAUCCCUGAUGACACAAAACAGCUUUCUUCCUUUCUCCACGGAAAUGGCUCACUGCUCUUCAAACGGAGUCCCCAGCAACAGCUACCGCUUCCUCCAUUACCAGGAAGGAUUAGCUGUCACGUGACAGGACCAGAAGGUGGGAGCUAUCAUGCAGGAGAGAGGAUAAACAUUCAGUCAAGACCCUUACCCUCACCACCAAAGUUUGCAGCUGCAGAGGAAGAGGGAGCUGAUGACAGACCUUAUGAGACCACUGAGGAAGGAUGGAUGGAGGACUAUGACUAUGUGCAUUUACAGGGUAAGGAAGAGUUUGAGAAGAGCCAAAGACAACUGAUGGAGAAAGGCAGCAUAAACAAGACACAAUUGGAGCAGCAACAGAUCAAACAGUUUGAACGACUGGAGCAGGAAGUGAGCCGACCGAUCAACAAUGACUUGACUGGUUGGGUUCCAUCGUUGAUUCAAUCACAAGCCAAUCAGUCUACUCAAAAUGGCUCCUCGAAACUGUGCCACGCUGACCGGCAACUUCUUCUUUUCUACCUAGAGCAGUCUGUGCAGAACUUCACAACUGUCAACAACGCUAUUGAUGCCUUUUUUACUGCCAUCAACUCCAAUCAACUGCCUAAGGUCUUUGUGGCUCACAGCAAACUUAUCAUCCUUAGCGCACACAAGCUAGUUUUCAUUGGUGACACACUAUCCCGUCAGGCCAAGUCACCUGAAGUGAGAGUAGAGGUUGGUCGGAGCAGCAACACCCUCUGUAAUAAACUCAAAGACAUUGUAAUCAGUACAAAGACAGCAGCGCUGCAAUAUCCAUCACCUGGAGCUGCCAGGGAAAUGAGUGAAAAAGUUAGGGAGCUGGCAGGAUGUACCCAGCAAUUCAAAAUUGUGCUGGGACAGCUGCUGAUGCUCUAGACUCAAAGAUCGGAUAAAAGGACAAAAAGAGAUGCCAAGAGGAUGAAUUCCUCGCUGGCAUGCAUAGUGAUAACCAAGCAGUGUUGUACAGGGGUGGAAACCUGAAAAACAUUGGCACAAUAUUAUUAAUAUAUUUGUUUCUUAAAUAAUAUAGCAUGAGAGACGCUAUAAGGAGUCUAAAAUGCAGGAGUGCAAUUCACAGAAGCCCUUGCCCUGACCAGAUAGACAUCGAUAUGAACGGGUAAAUUGGCAGAGAGAGAAUAUAUAUGUAUAGAGAGAGAGAGAGAAUUUGUAUAUGUAUAGAUUCACAGUGAAAAUGAAUAUCAUGCACUAUGCAAAAUAUAAAAUGUCCUGUUUUAGAACGUCUAUCAUGAGUAUGUAUAAAUAACAUGCAGAAAAAUAAAUGUACGUAUAAGUGGUUGUGAGUUGUUGUUGGGCAGUUUCACUGAUGCCAUACCGAAUCAUAGUGAAUGCCAUGAGGCAGAUGGAUGAAGGUGGAGAGCUUGAGAAAGAUAUUGAAACAAGUUUACCAUAAACUGCAAUGCUCCUGAUGUUGCAUUAUACGUGUGCGAAUGAGCUCAGAGCUCCUUUAAAGCAAUUGAUCAGUGAAGUCUAUAAUUUUAAUUGGUGUUUUUAUGAGAUUUCAUAUGCAGUAUUUGACACGUUUAACCAUUUUUUCGCUUAAAACAUAUUUGCGAAGGUGCUAUUCACAUGAAGAGUUAACUAGAUAUUGGGAAUAGCCCAAGUAAUCCAUACAUACCAAAAAAAGGAGAACAAAUUCAGAAAUUAAGUUUUGUGUAAUGACUUCAAAUGACAGUAACUGUUUUGUGUGUGUCGUGUUCGACUUCGAUCAAGCAGGAUGGAGAUUCUCCAUCCCCUUUAUGCCAGAAUAGUUUUACUGUGUCACUGUGGAGUUUUUGAACUUCCUCUAUGAUUUCUUCGUAUUUCGUGGUAUUUAAGUUUUAUUGAGGAUCAGAGUCAAUCAGUCAAACAGAACAAAACAAUAGGGUAAAAUUGCCCCAGUACCUUCACCCGGUUGUGAGAUGCUCUAUUCUUUGAAAAGAGCUUCUGUCAGAAGGGGCAUGUUCGUCUCCCACAGUCGGGGUCACAGCGUGUUUUCAAUGUUGAAUGUCGGGUGACAUCCCGGGCAGGAGAUAGUCAAUAUGGCGACCACUUGGAUGUCGAAUGACACUUCUGCAACUUUGCGCAUGGAUGACGCGCUAUCCACUCAUAUUUAUUUUUUUCGUAUAGACAUUGAAGUGAAUAACGUUAUGUAUUUUUCAUUACAAUAUCUAUUUUAGAAUGUUUAUAGGGAUGACACUUGGGCUUUAAAGUGCCAGUGACACAGAACUUUAUUUUAUAUUGUUAUCAGAACUACAAAUAAUAUUAAUCACUUUGAUGAUAAUACCAAAAGUGUCAGCAAAAGUGAGCUGGUAGCGUUGUAUCCAAGCUCAAAGUUGCGUAAGUCUGACUCGACACAAUGCGCAUCUCAUUGGCGGCUGAAUUUGUCUGACGUCAUGUGCAGGCAUCACACUGGAGCCCUGGCAUUAAAAAUACGCUGCGCCGAAUGCAAUGGAAGAUGAACGAGAGUGAUUUUCAGAUUUUUCUGACGCCUCUUCUGAGACUAAAGCUCUUUUUGAGGAAGAAAACAUCUCAUAAGCAUGAUGAAUGAAGAAAAUGAGAGAGAUGGAAAAGUAGAUGAGCCAAGUGUGAAGGACCAGGAUGUGGCAAUGAUUAGUAAGGGGGAAAAGCAACAACAAUGGUAACCAGGGAACAGUAUUUGCUUGAACAAAUGGAUCGAAAUGACCAGAAGAUUAGUUUUAAUGACGCUCCAAGAAAUGAUCAAGAAGGUGGCAGUGUGGAUGGUAUGUGGAGCAGAGAGCAAUGGCGAGUAGGUCAUCAUAACGUGACUAAAAUGGAUCACGAGAGAUGAUCUCCGCAGCUUUCUCCGCCAAGCAACUUUUAUUGACAGGUGCA
Molecule: messenger RNA, 4996 nt
Organism: Syngnathoides biaculeatus (alligator pipefish)
Lineage: Eukaryota; Metazoa; Chordata; Actinopteri; Syngnathiformes; Syngnathidae
Gene: bcar1
Product: BCAR1 scaffold protein, Cas family member
Exons: 8
Coding region: 323-3019 (898 amino acids)
Biological process (GO): cell migration; cell surface receptor protein tyrosine kinase signaling pathway
Cellular component (GO): plasma membrane; focal adhesion; cytoplasm
Molecular function (GO): protein binding
Source: RefSeq, a predicted model, not a curated record